AUGGCCACCAUCGACGAAGUAGAAAUAGAGGGAGCUAGAAUGGAAACAGACACACAUGAUCGAAGUAUUGAUAAUGGAGAUUUUAACAAUGGAGAUUCAAAUUCAGAGGAAGGUUUUGAUGAUGAUGAUCAUGAGGUGGGACUGAUUCAGAACAUGAUGGGGAUAGCUCCGGAAUCCCAUACUUCAGUUGUGGAUCCUGCUAAUACAAUUGGUAUAGAUGGACCGGAGGACAUGGGUAAUGUUGAUUUCAGGAAUCUGAGUAGGGAAGAUUUAAUGAAGUAUCACUUUGUAGAUCGUGAAGUUGCUUUCACAUUUUACAAUUGGUAUGCAAGGUUGAGAGGAUUUUCAGCUCGUAAAAGCAGCCUAUUGCGUAGUAAAAAAGGUGUUCCGAUUCAACAAACACUUGUUUGUUAUAGGCAAGGGCAGAAGGAGAAGAGAACUGUGGAUGUUAAUAGACCGAGGCGUCGAUCAAGGAAGGACGCGUGGUGUGGGUGCCAGGCCUUAUGUCGUGUUCACAUUGAUUAUUACAGUGGUCGUUGGUAUGUAAUUUAUAUUAACGAUUCUCACAAUCACUCAUUAGUUAAUGAUAAGCAUGUCGGUUUAUUACCUUGCCAUAGGGGGAUGGAUGAUGGGGAUAUUGUGCAGAUGAAUAAAAUGAGGAAUGCGGGUAUUGGGAAUUCUAAGAUUUAUGGUACAUUUGCUACUGAAAUGGGUGGAUAUGAUCGAGUGCCAUUCUUCAAAGAGGAUAUGCAUAAUGAAGUACAAAGGGAGAGGCGCAAACGCCCUGGGGAUGCAAAGGGUGUUCUUGCUCACUUUCGGCAGCUUAAAAAAAGUGAUCCGUCUUUGUAUUGGAAGCAUCUUGCGAAUGAUGAUGGUAGGUUGUUGCAUUUGUUUUGGGCAGAUGGCCACAAUCAAAGAGAUUACUCAAUAUUCGGGGAUGUGCUCGCAUUUGAUGCAACCUACAAAAAGAACAAGUACAAAUGUCCUUUUGUUGUCUUUUCUGGGGUGAAUCACCAUAAUCAAAUUAUUAUAUUUGCUAGUGUUAUUGUGUCUAAUGAGAAGGAAGACACAUAUGUAUGGUUGCUUCAACAAUUAUUAACUGCAAUGAAGGGUAAAAUUCCAAUAUAUGUUAUCACUGAUGGUGACCCAGCCAUGUGA
Lotus japonicus is the source of this 1158-nucleotide messenger RNA. Its product is annotated as protein FAR1-RELATED SEQUENCE 5-like. The coding region runs from base 1 to 1158 and encodes 385 amino acids. The transcript is spliced from 3 exons. The record is from RefSeq and is a predicted model, not a curated record. Lineage: Eukaryota; Viridiplantae; Streptophyta; Magnoliopsida; Fabales; Fabaceae.